AUGGCAGCUUACAAUCGUGGUGAAUCAGGAUAUGUAGAUAUUGAUAGACGGGGAGAAAAUGUUUCAGAACAUGUAUAUGGUGUACCACAAAUUCAUCCUACUGAUUAUAAUAAUGGUGAUCAGUAUUUCAAUAAAUAUCAAUUUCGUAAAUCAUCAUAUGAAGGACAUUUAGCUGGUGAAGAAAAUAUUUCUAUAGCUAGUGAAAAUAAGGCAUGGGAUAUCUUUCGAUUAUUACCACCACCAGCAGAUAAAAAAGGAAAAGGAUUUUGGCAUGAAAUGAGUUUACAAGGAUUAAAAAUUGCAACAUUUUUUAUAUUAUUUUUUUUAACACUUGGAAGUGCUGUUGUAGCAAAAAGUAGUUUUCUUCUUAUGACAUCUGCUAUAGGAUUUGCUGGUAAAAAUAUGAGUAUAUGUAGUGAUAUUAUACCAGAAGGAUCGCAAACAUCAGUUUUUAUUUCACCUAAACAUGUUUCAAAAUGGAUAUGGGCUGUAUUAUUAUCACUCUGUGCUCCUGAAUUAUUGUGUUUUAUACGAUCAUUUCAUAGAACAUUAUUUAGAAAUGUUAAAAGACCAACAAUGCUUCAAUUUUUUGUAGUACUUUUUAUUGAAUCUAUUCAUGCUGUUGGUAUGGGAAUAUUGGUCUUUUAUAUUUUUCCUGAAUUUCCUGUUGAGAUUGGUGUUAUGCUUUCAAAUGCCUUAUGUCUUGUACCAUCAAUUUUAGCAGUUUUAUCAAGAAAAGCAUAUAAAUUAACAAUGGUACUUGUUAUAAUUGAUGGUUGUGCUAUUGCAAUACAAAGUUCUGGAUUUUGGGCAUGGCCAGUUUUAGUUCCUGAAGUUGGUAGUAAAGCACUUCUUAUAUCUGUUACACUUACAAUGAUAUCAUUAGGAUGGUGGCAAAAUUUUGUUCAUGUAAAUUCAAUGCUACCUCCAAUGAGAUCACUAGCACAAUUUGCAUCAAAAUUAACUGAAAAAAAAUCAAAAACUUAUGUUUUUGUUUCAUUAUGGAAAUGUGGUAUAUAUACAUUAUGUAUGUUUAUGUUUUUACAAUCUAAAAUGGAAACAAAAGAUAUAAUGCAAAAAGAUCCUUUUGGUGAAAAAAUUAUUACUAUAACAGCAUAUAAUAUGAAUGAAACACAAAUACAAAAAUUUCAUCAUCGUAUGGAAAAUUUAAUUAGAGAUAUGGAUAAUUUUGAUGCUUUUUCAACAAAUUCUGAUAAUAAUAAUAAUAAUAAUAACAUUGAAGAUGAAAAUGAUGAAAUAGAUAAUUUUGAUCAAGAAGAAGUAACAACAAUUAAAGUAACAACAACAUCAAAAAAAGAUGAAGAAAAAAAGAAUAAUAUUAAUAUAAUUUCUGAUGAUGGUGAUGAUGAUUUAAAAGAAAGUAUUAAAAGAUUUAAACGUCGUGUUCAUAUAAAUGAUAAAUUAAAACCAGAACCAGAAGAAGAAGAGGAAUUUACACCAUAUUUAAUUUAUGAUAAUUUUGUUCAAUUAAAUCUUUAUACAAGUCAAUAUGAUGCUUUAUGGGUUGCAUUAAUACAAAUAUCAUCUGUUGUAAUAUUUUAUCAUAGUUCUAAAUUUGCCUGUAAAGUAAUGAUGCAACGUAUGGGAUUUGCCUUACCAACAGCAUUAUCUGUUCCAGCCACAGUUUUAUUAUUAUCUACAACAUGUAAAAAAAGAUAUGAAAAUUCAUGUCAUAUGUCAAAUAUUAUUGCUAAAGAAUUAUUUUGGAAAUGUCAAGAUGAACCAGUCUCUGCAUUUGACAUUGAUUUUUGGCUUCAACCACAAACAUGGAUAUGGCUUUGUUGGUUAGGUUCACAAAUAUGGGUUACUAUACAUUUAUGGAAUCCUAAACAUGAAAGACUUGCAAAAACAGAAAAAUUAUUUAUCAAUUCACAUUUAUCAGCUGCCUUUUUUGAUCAAACAUUAGCAUUAAAUCGUCGUAGUGAUGAUAAAGCUAAAAUUAGAACAGAGGAUCUUGAAUUAGAUGGUGAAGAUAAUAAUCAAACAUAUGAAACAAUUACUGGUUUUGGUCCACCUAAACCACCACCUAGUGUAUAUAGUACAUCAUCCUCAAAAUUAGAAUCAGGAUUAAUAAGAGAGACAGCAAGUGCAGCAGAUGCUAUUACAAAAAUUUAUGCUUGUGCUACAAUGUGGCAUGAAAGUCCAUUAGAAAUGACAUGUAUGUUAAAAUCAAUCUUUCGUUUAGAUGAAGAUCAAAGUGCUAGAAGAAAUGCACAAAAAUAUUUAAAAGUUAUUGAUCCUGAUUAUUAUGAAUUUGAAGCACAUAUAUUUUUUGAUAAUGCAUUUGAUGAAAAUGAUUAUGGUGAACCUGUAUUAAAUAAAUAUGUUAAUCAAUUAAUUGAAAAAAUGGAUGAAGCAGCAAGUGCUGUACAUCAAACACAAAUGAGAUUACGUGUACCAAAAAAAACAUCAACACCAUAUGGUGGAAGAAUUACUUAUACAUUACCUGGAAAAAAUAGAUUAUUAGUUCAUUUAAAAGAUAAAAAUAAAAUAAGACAUCGUAAACGUUGGAGUCAAGUUAUGUAUCUUUAUUAUCUUUUAGGAUAUAGAUUAAUGAUGAAAGUUGAAGAUCAAGCUAGAAAAGAAGUUAUAUCAGAAAAUACAUUUAUUUUAACUUUAGAUGGUGAUGUUGAUUUUACUCCACAAUGUGUACAUCUUCUUGUUGAUCUUAUGCGUAAAAAUAGACGUCUUGGUGCUGCAUGUGGUCGUAUUCAUCCUCGUGGUUCUGGUUUAAUGAUAUGGUAUCAAAAGUUUGAAUAUGCUGUAGGUCAUUGGUUACAAAAAGCUACUGAACAUAUGAUUGGUUGUGUAUUAUGUUCACCAGGAUGUUUUUCAUUAUUUCGUUCAUAUGCUUUAAUGGAUGAUAAUGUAACUAGAAAAUAUGCUUUAAAAUCAGAAAAUCCUUUAGAUUAUAUACAAUAUGAUCAAGGUGAAGAUCGUUGGUUAUGUACAUUAUUAUUACAAAGAGGAUAUCGUGUUGAAUAUUGUGCUGCAUCAGAUGCUUUAACAUUUGCUCCAGAAGGUUUUGCUGAAUUUUUUAAUCAAAGACGUCGUUGGAUUCCAUCAACAAUUGCUAAUAGUUUUGAUUUAGUAAAAGAUUAUAAAAAUGUUGUUUCUGUUAAUGAAUCAAUAUCAAUAUGGUAUAUUAUUUAUCAAUGUAUUAUGCUUGUUUCAUCAAUUCUUGGACCUGGAUCAAUUUUUUUGAUGGUAGUUGGUGCUAUAUCAAUUUCAUUUAAUAUUGAUAUGACAUUAGCAUUAAUAGUUGUUGCUAUACCUGUUGGAUUAUUUUCAAUAGCAUGUUUAACAUUACCUCAAGAAAAACAAUUAUUAUUAGCGGAAAUUAUAGGUUGUCUUUUUGCAAUGUUAAUGACAGCUGUAAUAGUUGGUACAUCACUUCAAAUACAAAAAGAUGGAAUUAUGUCACCACAUUCUAUUUUCUUAUUUUUUGUUAUAGGAUCAAUUGCAACAGCAGCAAUUCUUCAUCCACUUGAAUUUGAUUGUGUUAUACCAGGUGUUUUAUAUUUCUUAUCAAUUCCAUGUAUGUAUCUUUUAUUACCAAUAUAUUCAAUAUGUAAUGUUAAUUGUGUUACUUGGGGUACCAGAGAAGAUCCUGUUAAUAAAGAAAAAGAAGAAAAAGAAUCUGGUUUAAAAGGUGCAUGUACAAAUAUUUGUCAAAUGAUGUGUUGUUAUGAUCCAAAUAAAAGUGAAAAUAAUCCUCAUUUAUGGAAAAUAAAUGAAACACUUCAAGAAAUUACUAGAAAAUUAGAUGAUAUAGAAAAAAAAUCUGUUGGAAAUAAUAAUAAUUUUUCAAGUAGAAAAGAUAUUUCUAAAUAUAAUGAUAAUGAAGAAGAUGAACCAGCUGAAGAAGAAGAUGACAAAGAUCUUCAACGUCAAUCACAAGCUGCAAUGAGAAAUAAAAAAUGGAAACAGACAAAUGAUGAUACAUGGCUUACAGCACAAUCAUUAAGAAGAGCAGAAAGAGAAUCAUUAGAGACAGAAGAAGAAUCAUUUUGGCAUGAUGUUAUUAAUAAAUAUCUUUAUCCAUUAGCUGUUGAUCCAAAGGAACAAGAACGUGUUAAUAAGGGUUUAAUUGAUUUAAGAAACAGAUCAGUUUCAGGAUUUUUUAUGUUAAAUGUUGUCUUUAUCAUUAUUGUUCUUGUUCUUCAACUUCAAAAGGAUUGCCUUCAUAUUGAAUGGCCAUUUGGUCCUAAAUAUAAUCAUACUAUUACUCCAUGUAAUACAGAUACAAGAAAAGAGAUAUGGGUUGUAACAAGACUUCAAUUAGAACCUAUAGGACUUGUUUUUCUUGUAUUUUUCAUGUCAAUUUUAGUGAUACAAUUUUUUGCAAUGUUAAUGCAUCGUUUUGGUACAUUAGCACAUAUUAUUGCUUCAACAGAAUUAUUCUGUUUUAGGAAACCAUUAGACAAAUUAAGUGAAGAAGAUUUAGUUGUUCAAAAUGCUGUUGAGAUAGCUAGAGAGUUACAAGCAAUAAGAGGUGUAGAUGAAGUUGAACAACAACCUAUUUCAGAAGAAAAAGGUAUUAGUCGAAGGAGAGUUGUUCAAAAUUUGGAAUCAUCUCGAAAAUCUGUAAUGAAACGUAAAACAGAAACACUAGAUGCAGCAUUUAAAAAAAGAUUUUUUGCUUUAUCAAGUGAUGCAGCACACGAUGAACCAUUAGGAUUUAGUGGAAGAGAGAAACGUUUAACAAUGAGAAAAGGAACUAUUAGAGCUUUAGAACAGAGAAGAGAUUCAUUAUUUGGAACAUUAGAUAAACGACAAGAAAGAAAUUUAGUAUCACAUCUUCAAGAUAAUGAACAUGGUAAUAAUAGAGGUCCUGCACAAAGACGACUGGAACGUCUUGAUAGAAUAUUCCCACAACAAGACUCUUCUAAUAACUCGCAAUAUCACAAUGAAAGGUCUGCUAAUUCAACACCAUCAUCAUAUCUUCAAUAA
This is a messenger RNA of Strongyloides ratti, 4974 nucleotides long. Its product is annotated as Chitin synthase family-containing protein. Lineage: Eukaryota; Metazoa; Nematoda; Chromadorea; Rhabditida; Strongyloididae. The record is from RefSeq and is a predicted model, not a curated record. The transcript is spliced from 3 exons. Gene Ontology annotation, cellular component: cell periphery; cell septum. The coding region runs from base 1 to 4974 and encodes 1657 amino acids. Gene Ontology annotation, molecular function: chitin synthase activity.